Amorphotheca resinae ATCC 22711 is the source of this 3489-nucleotide messenger RNA. RefSeq lists its product as hypothetical. The coding region runs from base 189 to 3206 and encodes 1005 amino acids. The transcript has 4 exons. Gene Ontology annotation, molecular function: ATP binding; microtubule binding; microtubule motor activity. Lineage: Eukaryota; Fungi; Ascomycota; Leotiomycetes; Helotiales; Amorphothecaceae. Gene Ontology annotation, biological process: microtubule-based movement. The record is from RefSeq and is a predicted model, not a curated record.
CGACAACAUCGGCAGCAUCGACAGCACCUAGUUCUCGUCUUUUGUCUCUCCUUUUGUACCAUCUAAAUCCUAUCCCAACUGGUUGGCCUCGACCAGCACAACAUUCGCUACAAGGCCGAGCGCGCUUUGUUUACUCGGCAUCUUGAACGAACGAGUUGGAUGAAGUACAAACAGGAUACUUUCUGACAAUGGCUCACCCAAAUCCAGGAGCAUCCUCAAUCUCGGUGACUGUUCGUGUUCGACCUUUCACAAUUCGAGAAGCAGCACAAAUCACAAAGAAUGAUGAGGGAACACUCUUUCUCGGCGACGGCUCGCUCGCAGGAGUCCCUACUCCAAAGUUGGGCAACAAAGGUAUCCGGCCUGUCAUAAAGGUGGUGGAUGACAAGUGCCUAAUCUUCGACCCUCCUGAGGAUAAUCCGGUCCAAAAGUUUUCUCGAGCAGUUGUUUCUAAUAUGGGCAAGAGAGUUAAAGAUCAGACAUUCGGCUUCGAUAGAGUCUUCGACGAGAACACAACCCAGGCCGAAGUAUACGAGGCUACAACAAGAGGUUUGCUAGAUAGCGUUCUCGAUGGAUAUAAUGCGACAGUAUUUGCGUACGGUGCAACUGGUUGUGGAAAAACUCAUACAAUCACGGGGACUGCGCAACAACCCGGUAUCAUUUUCUUAACUAUGCAAGAGUUAUUCGAGAAGAUCGGCGAAAGAAGCGAUGAGAAGCAUACCGAAGUUUCUCUCUCAUACCUCGAAAUAUACAACGAGACGAUUCGGGAUUUAUUGGUUCCUGGUGGCAGCAAACAGGGAUUAAUGCUGCGUGAAGACGCAAAUCAAACCGUUUCCGUGGCGGGGCUCUCAAGCCACCACCCUCGAGACGUCCAAGAGGUCAUGGAUAUGAUCGUCAAAGGCAAUGAAUACCGCACAAUCUCCCCGACGGAGGCCAACGCCACUUCAUCUCGAUCACACGCCGUUCUUCAAAUCAACGUUGCACAGAAGGAGCGAAAUGCGGCUGUGAACGAACCACACACAAUGGCAACUUUGAGCAUUAUCGAUCUAGCAGGCAGCGAACGUGCAAGCGCUACAAAGAAUCGUGGAGAGCGAUUGAUUGAAGGUGCGAAUAUCAACAAGUCUCUCCUGGCUCUUGGAAGUUGUAUCAACGCGCUUUGCGAUCCCCGAAAGAAGAACCACGUACCAUACCGCAAUUCAAAACUUACUCGACUCCUGAAAUUCUCGCUGGGCGGAAAUUGCAAGACAGUCAUGAUUGUCUGUGUCAGUCCUUCAAGUGCACACUUCGAUGAGACACAAAAUACUCUACGAUAUGCAAACCGAGCCAAGAAUAUCCAGACCAAAGUCACACGAAAUGUGUAUAAUGUAAACCGACAUGUUAAGGAUUUCUUGGUGAAGAUUGACGAGCAGAUGGCUUUGAUUAACGAGCUUAAGGCGCAGCAAAAGGAUUCAGAAGCCGUGGCAUUUGUAAAGUUUAGGAAGCAGAACGACAAACGAGAGAACAUCGCAAGGGAAGGUGUCAUGCGUCUCCGAGCAGCAUUUGAUAACUCGGCGCCUGAACGACAAGAGAAGGUCAAUAGUAUGAAGAAGCUCCGGCAAAUCGAGCGUCGCAUUGCUACCUUAUCCGCGUGGAUUGCGGCUUUCGAUGGCGUAUGUGAGUCACGAGAUGAAUAUGACAUGUACCCAAGUCUGGUUGCUAUGCGAAAAACGGCUCAAGGAAUCUUGUUGGAACUCGAGAACAGCAGACAACAUUAUCACCAGAGACUAGACAAGAUCAAUUGGGAGCGGGCUGUCGAUUCAGCUUUACAAAACAGCAUUCGGCAACUUACUGAAGUCGAUGGGUCUAGCGAUGGUCUUGACGUGGCUAGCUUGACCCGCGAGGCCGAGCUGUUGAAGGCCAACGCUGGAAGAGAGGCUAUGCUAGAGGUUCUGGAGCAAGAAAAAGGUGGUGAUGCGGGCAUUAUGCAAGUGCUGCUCUCAGCCCAAUUCGAGCUGAUGUCUUCGCUCAAUGAGAUCCUCAGCAUGGGCGAAGAAGAAGCUGUUCAACAUGCUAAGAAGGUUCUGGGUAAACUAUUACAGACCUGCUCCGAGGCGGCAGCCCAAGUGGUCAAGCCGGACGGGUCAUUAAAAGUGACGGAAUCACUUCCUCCACUCAAACGUGGCACCCCGAAGCGCAAGAAGCAGGCGGCUGCCAUCGAUGGCCAUUCGCGGCCUGUUCCACCUAUGGCAACUCUCGCCAUGGCUCCACAGGUUUUCUCCUCUCCUAUGAAGUCCUCGCCGAGACGUCGAAAGGCAGCAUUGGGAAAGAAGGGGGUGUCUUUUACACCCAAGAAGAAAUCCCCUUCCAAACGAAGCGUUCGAUGGCGGGACGACACCGAAUCUGGAAAGCUGGCAGAAUUUGAGAAGACUCCUCAGAAGAUACAAUCCACACCCGAGGUUUCAUCAGUGGAGCGCACCAUCGUGCCGCCCCCUCUACCACCAUACUUGGCUGAAGAUACCUCGAAUGACUCCCUAGGCUCUUCACCUAUACCUGCCGCGCCAGAACCUUCAAUAGAUAUUAAGCCGAAAGCGAAUCGAUUCCAAGCCGGCUUUCUCUCGAAGAAGGCACAUGUUGGAUCUCCACCACCCCCUACCAUCACAAAUUUAUCUUCAUCCGACACCGACCUGUCCCCGCUCCGUACAAUCGAUCCGGGAAAACUUACGAACCGCUCUUCAUUGAACGUAAUGCAAACCGCUGACAAUGACAACACUACCACCGAUAGUGGUAACAACUCCUCUUCAGAGGGCGAGAACUGGCGAGUGGAUCGAUCUGAGGGUGCAAGUAUCAGCCGCGCAUUGAAGCGCAGUGGAUCUUUGUCACGUCAAUCAAAGCAUGGCCAUUCAAUGUCCGAUUCAGCCAGAACUCAUCGACGCCGAAGCCCAACAGCAGCGACUAUGGCUGGCUCACCUCCAAAUGAAAAUAACCUUUUCACGGCUGGUCAUGCAAGACGUAUGGUUAAUACCCAAAAGGAAACUACGUUUUCAACCAGUGUCUUGAGUCCCCGAAGUAACCCUGUGACAAAAAGCACUAGUCGCCGCACGACGAUUGGAGAAGGACGACAAGCAAGCGGUAUGGGCAGCCACGCAAUCCGCCUUAACGGCACGGUUGGCAGCGCACCGAAAGUGAGGGAAAGCGUAGCAGGUGUUGUCGGCAAAGGAGGUUGGCGAUGAACCAACCUUUAGAGCCCGAGAUUCACAUGUUUUGUUGUAUUAGUACAGUUGGCCGAUGUUGGUGGUGUUGGUGUUUUAAGGGGUUGGAAACUCAACCAAUUGCAUGAGCGCGAUUCCAAGCAUAAUGAUAAUGACUCCUAUGUUUCUUGUUUUCAAUUUCAUAGGUAAAGACGGCGUCCAGAUUGGAGUUUUCGAUAGCGUUGUUAUCUGUAGGGAGGGUGUUUUUUUCAAGACUCGGAGGGGCAAGUUUGCAUUAUUGGCUAAGUCAACAGAUCAUCUUCAC